GCCAACAUCCCUCAAUAUGCCCUGUUCGACGUCCUGCCUUUCCUUCGGCAGCGCACCGGACGGCGGAAGCGGAAGCGAUAGCUCCCACGUAACAGAGAAACACUAUGGCUGCUACAAGGCUGGCAUCCUGUUCGCACUGGCCAUAAUUCUUCUGCUACUAAUCGGCUGCGUUCCCGUGUUUGUCCUCACCGCCAACAACAACCUGAUCCUGCUGAUUCUCCUCGCGACCCUUGUCCUGAUCGGUCUGGCCACGUUCGCUUACUUCCGCUGGCAGCGCAACCGAGCCCUGGCGAUGCGCCGUACGUACGAGCAGCAAAAGUUCGCCCUAACACGGGUCCACCAACCGGCGGCGGUUCAGAAGGCAAACGGCGAAACGAUGGCAAAACAGGACACACUUUACGCCACCUACGGUCAGAAUGGCACAACGAAGAUGGCGUCGACGGGAGGACCGCCGGCGGGAAUCAAACUGGACCCAGCGGACGGUCAGGGAAAUUCCAAUUCACAGUCACAGAAGCACACGACGAGCCCUCCGCGGUAUUCGUUCAUCUGA
Molecule: messenger RNA, 550 nt
Organism: Anopheles coustani
Lineage: Eukaryota; Metazoa; Arthropoda; Insecta; Diptera; Culicidae
Exons: 3
Coding region: 17-550 (177 amino acids)
Source: RefSeq, a predicted model, not a curated record